AUGUCGGAACGCAGAGUUUCUUUUGAUGAAAAAGAAAGCACUAUUAUUGCUAGUCCUACAAAUACAGUCGGUGACGUUCCAUAUAAACGUAAACGUAUCAUGCCGAAACGAAGAGCCACUCCAUAUGUAUGGUCCAAUUAUAAUGAUAAUACUACAACCGAGGAUAUGAACGAGGGAAAAGGAGAAAAGGGAAAUAAAGGUGGAAAUGAAGUUGAUGAUAUGAAUGCGAACACCACCACAACCUCAAAUAAUCCAAUACCCUUAUCGGAUGUCAGCGACUACGAUAAUAUGGUUCUAGUCUUUCAGAAUCAAACAUAUUGCGACUGGAGGGUUACUAUCAAUUGCGAGAAUGGCGGAAUUUACGCAAUAAUAUAUCAAGUGACUCUCAUUUGGCUAUUAUUGCUUAUAUUCGCUUGCGGUGGUUUAUUGUAUUAUCGUUUACGAGUUCUAAAAUGCCAAGUUAUUGCUCCGAAAAUACCGGGAGCUGGAAGCAUAAGACCAAAUCCAAUUGAAGCUUUUUUGGUCUGGGAAUUGGUUUGGUUGAUUGGGCGAGCUCUUUUUAUUUUUGUAAUAAGAAUGAAUCUUUUCCCUAAUUCAUAUUUGAUUCGUGAAUUUUUGCAAGCAUUCCCUGAAUUAUUUGGUGCAGCAGGAUUUGCAUGGUUCGCAGUAGGGACAUAUCUACAAAUUGGUGUUCAUCUAAAUUCUAAAACGCGCCCCUGGCGCCCGGAUUAUCGUAUGGCAGAUAGAUUUCUGCUAAUAAUUACUAUUGCGGCACCACUUACCACUUGGCCAUUAGUUAUUCUCGAUGGAUACAUCCGUGACAACGGCGAUCCGAAGAUCGCUGAUGCCAUUUUAGGUGCUUGUUAUGUGCUUUCGAGUUUUUGGUAUUCAUUUGGUGCAAUGGGAGCAUUUUAUUUUGGUCGCGAGUUAUGUAACGUGCUCAGGUAUCGUAUUGAAGUGGCUCGUGAAAAUUCUAAUAGUACCGGUACAACUAAGCUGGAAACUGGAUUACAGAAGAUUCGCAAAAUGUUGUACAUAACUUUCACCACAUACAUUUACUACAUCACUUUUUGCAUUAUAUUCGCGUCUACUCGGGUUGUAAUACUCACUCGAAUACCCGAGUUUAAUCAAUUCCUUUUCAUCACUUAUUGUUUGCUUAUGCCGUGUUGUAUUUGCAUUGUAGUGGGAAUAGCGAGCACAAGAAACAAACAGGCAGAGCAAGCAUUUUCCAAAGACAUCACUUCAGUAUCAGGUUCUGGAUUUGAAGAUGAUCAAGAGACAAUCACCUCGAAAACUCAACUUCAAUGUUUAAGGUCCAAAUUUAGAUUCGGAUCCAUCUCGUCAAAAUCUUCAUCGCGUGCAUUGGAUUCUAUCCUAGAAGUGAAUCGCAAGACAAGUAAGGUAUUAACUAAUGACGGUGGCAAUCUUUAUUCUCCACCGAGUAGUGCAAAGACGCUUGUUGAUUUGGAGAUGGAUGAAGUGGGUGGAAAACAAUCAAAUUCAUUAACAAAAAAAGAGUCGUGGUAUUCAACUUCUGGGUCUAUAAAUUUCGAAGAAGAAAAAAUAAAAAAAGAAAAUCACAUUUGUGAGAUAGAUUCAGAAAAAGAAGAAAAUCAAAAUAUGGUAACAUCAGCAUUUGAAUUAGAAACCCCAAUAUCACAAUGGCGGCAUGAUGAAGAAGUUGUGAUUGGUUUGUCUUCUCCUCAGGAAGCAUAUUUGGGAUGA
This is a messenger RNA of Ambispora leptoticha, 1725 nucleotides long. Lineage: Eukaryota; Fungi; Glomeromycota; Glomeromycetes; Archaeosporales; Ambisporaceae. The record is from the annotation of a GenBank genome assembly.